AACCGCUCUGCAACAGACGGGGAAUGACGUCACGGGAAGGGGCAGCUCGCCCCGCCCCUGCAGGAUAGAGAAGUUUCAAGUUAAUAGUAUGAACGAAAGUAGAGGAUAUUGGUUCAUAUUGCAUCCGAACGAUUUCACGUAGCCUACGCGUAGUCGAAAGUAUGGCAGCCAGAGACUAUGAAGCCAGCUCCCCAGGGCCGGAUCUGUCUGAUAAGCAGCUCCGGGAUGUUGCAAAUACUCUGGGACAGGAGUGGGAGCAGGUGGGCCUCCACCUGGGGCUGAAGAACGAAGAUCUGGACGAGUUCAAGAACGUAAAGAAAGUUGAGUACAUGCAGAGACGGAACAUGUUGCGGCUGUGGAAGGACCAAAGACCAGGAAAGGCCACAGUACAGGACCUGCUGAGAGGUCUGGAAGACAUGAAGGACCUACCUGACGAGACUCGUCGGUUAUUGGAAGAUUUACUAUCAAGAGUGGAAAGGUGUCAUAUAGGGACGAGUCUCACAGAAGACACAGCAAGCAUGUUUUUGAUGGACAGGUGUGAAGAGGAGGACGGUUCUGAUUCUGACGCCAGUGCUGAGAUUGAUGAAGAUGAUGAAGAGGAUGAAGAGGAGAUGCACUUCAAGACACAUUGUGAAAAAUGUAAAGCAUCUCAGCAGAGUCCUGAGUAUGAGAAGGUUACGCCAACGAAGAUUUCUAAGUGGAGCUUCCAGGUACAGCUGGAAGGCGAGGGGACCUAUGAGUGUUCGGCUACAGGUCUGGUGUUUGAAGUGUCGGAGCAGGCUCUGGUCCGCUACUCGGUCCUGUCCUGGUUCCAAUUCUCUGAGUUCCUCCAAGACUCCUGGAGGCCUGCUGGAUCGAUUUAUGAUGUGGAUGUGGUCAACAAGGAUCCAUCUGUACUCAAGUUUAUCCAUUUCCCACACUCGCUGUGCCUUGCUGAACCUUUGCGUGAUCUGAGCUUCAGUGUUCUGCAUGUAAAGGAACGCCAUGCAGACAUUGAGUCGACGGUGGGCUUCACGGCCAGCCAUGUUAAAUGGCGCGUGUCCUCGCUGUCUCUCCUGGGUCUCAUUCGGAGGAGCAUUCAGAGCAUUUAUCUAUGGAUGGUGGAGCACCACGCGAUGGUGCUGAUUUACAAGGAGCAGAACAAAAAAGACUCCAUCUUCCAAGUGUAUUUGGGCUUCAACAGCGAUUCUGAGAUCAAGGCUAUUGAAGAACAGGUGAACAAAUACAGGAAGAAAUGCAUCAGGAUUUACAAACCGGCCAACUGUACGCUGGUGUCAAGGAAGUACUACCACCUCAAAAGCGAGCCAGAAGGGGUAAUUGAACCUUCGAAAAUAAUAUUCACCACAGAAGUGUUAGCGGAGAAGGUCUUCUCUGAAGCACACUUCGGUGAGCGUCCUCCUGUCAGAUUGUUUCUCAUGGCCUCUGCGGAAGAAAAUAUAAGAAACUGUCGUCCUUUGUGGUCUGCUACAAUCACAGAAGUUGAUUGGAAUGACGAGGCGUUCUCUUCGGGGACGUUCCGGGGGGCCAACAUCAGACAGAGAGCUGCUGGAGAAGGGACAUCUGAUCUCCGAUCUUCACCUCGCCUCUCUCUGGAGCAUAGGCUAGGUGCCUGCUCCAUAUCUGGUGCCCCACCCAGCAGCACAAGAUCCAGCCCUCCAGCUCCCUCCAGUGAAUCACAGCCUGCAGGCCAAGCAACAUCCAGCACCACAUCCAGCCCUCCAGCUCCCUCCAGGGCAACACAGGCUGCAGGACAUCCAACAUCCAGCACCACAUCCAGCCCUCCAGCUCCCUCCAGGGCAACACAGGCUGCAGGACAUCCAACAUCCAGCACCACAUCCAGCCCUCCAGCUCCCUCCAGGGCAACACAGGCUGCAGGACAUCCAACAUCCAGCACCACAUCCAGGCCUCCAGCUCCCUCCAGGGCAACACAGGCUGCAGGACAUCCAACAUCCAGCACCACAUCCAGCCCUCCAGCUCCCUCCAGGGCAACACAGGCUGCAGGACAUCCAACAUCCAGCACCACAUCCAGCCCUCCAGCUCCCUCCAGGGCAACACAGGCAGAACACCUAAGAAGGAUCCGUAAGGGAUUUGUGGAGAGAGUCGGACUCCCAGCUUUGAAAGGUCUGCUGGAUGACCUUUGGCAGUGCAAAGUGUUGAGUACCGAAGACAAGGACACUGUGAUGGAGGACCAGACGAUCAGAACGGACCGGGCUCGGUGUCUGAUCGACAUGGUGAUGGGGAAAGGGGAGAGAGCAAGUCUGGCGAUGAUUGAUUGUAUGUUGGAGAGGGACCGGGAACUAAACCUCACACUGGGACUGAUCCUUCCUCCCAGCCCUACUGAUCGUGUGGUUUUUCCAGACAGCAUCACUGAAACCAGCUCCGCAGGGCCGGAUCUGUCCGAGAAGCAGCUCCUGAAGGUGGCCGAAACGCUGGGACAGGAGUGGGAGCAAGCGGCCUUCCACCUGGGGCUGGAGACCAAAGAUCUGGACGACAUCAAGGCAGAACAUAGACCUGUGGCCAUGCAGAAGCAGAAGAUGUUGGUGCUGUGGAAGCGCCGAAGACCACCAGGAGAGGCCACAGCUCUGGACCUGCUGGAAGGUCUGGAAGACCUGGAGGACCUACCGGUCGAGACUCGUCUGUUAUUGUCAGGGCAGAAUCUGUCUGAUAAGCAGCUCCUGGAGGUGGCCCAAACGCUGGGACAGGAGUGGGAGCAGGCGGCCCUCCGACUGGGGCUGAAGAACCAAGAUCUGGAGGACAUCAAGGCAGAACAUAGAUCUGUGGCCAUGCAGAAGCUGAAGAUGUUGGUGCUGUGGAAGCGCCGAAGACCACCAGGAAAGGCCACAGCACAGGACCUGCUGGAAGGUCUGGAAGACCUGAAGGACCUACCGGACAAUACUCCUCUGUCAUUAAGCGGGGAGCUUCAAAGGAUCCAUUCUGAAUUUGUGAAGACAGUUAAAAUCUCAGUUAUCAGAGGUCUCCUGGAUGACCUUUUGCAGCAGAAAGUGUUCAGUACUGAGGACAAAGACUCUGUGAUGGAGAAGGGGAAGAUCAAAAGGGACAUGGCAGGGUGUCUGAUCGACAUGGUUAUCAGGAAAGGGGAGAAAGCAAGUCGGAUAAUGAUUGAAAGUAUGAAGAGUAGAGACCCUGACUUAUGCUCCACCCUGGGUCUGAUCUCUUCUCCUGCUGGUGUGGCCAGAGACGAUGAAACCCGCUCCGCAGGGCGCAAUCUGUCCAAUAAGCAGCUCAUGAAGGUGGCUAAAAUGCUGGGACAGGAGUGGGAGCUGGUGGCCAUCCACCUGGAGCUGAGCAUCACAGAUCUGGACUGCAUCCAGGCAGACAGACAGACGGAUGUGGCCAUCCAGAAAUACAAGAUGUUGGUGCGGUGGAGGGGCCAAAGACCACCAGGAGAGGCCACAGCUCAGGACCUGCUGAGAGGCCUGGAAGACCUGGAGGACCUACCGUUCGAGGCUUGUCUGUUAUUGACAGAUUAUUGGACCGGCGAGGAGUUACCAAAUCUAUUGGAAAGAUUCCUAAACCAGUUCCAGAGGUCCAACGAGAAUGAGAGCCAUAUGCACGCUGUGUCCUCCAGUGAAACCAACACCCCUGAGUCUGCUCCACAACUCCCUCAAGCAACAGAGGAAGAGGAAGAGGAUACACCAUAUCCCAUGAAGGCUCAACCGAAAGGCUACUGCUUGAUCGUCAACAACUUUGACUUCAGCCGUUCCAGUCGGAACCUAGGUCAACGGAUGGGGACAGACAUUGAUGAAGAGAGCCUGAGGAGUGUGUUCACCUGGCUGGGCUUCCAGGUGGAGGUGGUGCGGGACCUCACCAGAGACCAGAUGCUCUCCUCCAUGCGGGAGCUGGCCAGCAGGGACCACAGUUGGAUGGAAUGCGUGGCUUGCGUCGUCCUGAGCCACGGCCUGGAGGGCGGCGUGUACGGGGUGGACGGGGAGGUGGUCCGGCUGAAGGAGCUCGCUGACUUCCUGAAUGGGGUGCGGUGCGCCUCUCUGAGAGGGAAGCCCAAGCUGUUCUUCAUCCAGGCCUGCCAGGGCAACCAGAAUGAGCAGGCGGUCCCCGUCCUGGACAACAGACCCGCCCGCCCAGAGGUCAGCGACCAAACUGACGGACCCAGUGGCACUGGGGACCACACCCAGACGGACGGACCCAGCAGCACUGGGGACCACACCCAGACGUACGGACCCAGCAGCACUGGGGACCUCUGCAGCGACACUGUGGAGGCGAGUGAGUGGAUACCCACCACGGCAGAUUUCCUCACUUGCACUGCUACCACUGCCUCCUAUACCUCUAUAAGAGUCGAGGACCGAGGCUCCUGGUUCAUCCAGUCCUUGUGCCAGAAACUUGUGAAGUUGGUUCAACGUGGCCAAGACUUAGCCAGUAUCCUGACAACGGUUCACAACGAUGUGAGCAAGAAGUACAACCGCAAUGAUGGACGCAGACAGAUUUCCCAACAUCAAACCACUCUGCGUACACGUCUGGUCUUCCCCGUCCCUCAAGACCCUCCUCCCCGUCUGCCCCCCAGUCCCUAACUACCAAGGCUCUGCUCCAAUUGGUCGACUGGUGCCCUCAAUGGUGCAUAUGUUGUCCGAAAUGUGAGUGUACGAAUCUGGAUCUCCACAUAGUGCACUUCUUAAUAUCCAAAAAUGCACCAUAAAGAUUCAAGAUUCAAUACUUUAUUGCCAUACAACUCUGUACAAGUUGCUAGGGAUUUGUUUCAGUGUGCUCAUGACAGUACAUGACAGUACAAGACCCACACAAAAGACACAUAAAACAUAGAACAUCAUUUCAUCCAUACAAUAUACUUCCAAGGAUCCCACACAUAAGACAUAUAGCCCACUUCCACCUGGUUGACAGGCCAGGGUAAGUGCUGUAUGUUUGAUUAAAGUGACCGGUGCUUAUAGGUGCAAGUGAUGUGCAAAAUGGAGCAAUUCAUGUGCAAAUCUGCAUAAGGUCCAAUAAAUAAGUACAUAGUUAAGAAAACUCACAUUAUAUAAAAACAGUAGAAACUAGUGUGUAUUAUACUAUGCAGGGCCACUGGGGGAGUCUGCAUUCCUGAUACACUGGUGUAGGGAUGUAGAGUUAAGAGCUUUAAUGGUUCUGCAGUAUGUGCCGUUGAGGAAGCGGGAGGUUUUAGUUUUGAUGGCCCUCAACCUCCUACCUGAUGGGAGGGGAUUGAAGAGGGAGUUAGCAGGGUGUAAUUCAUCCUGAAGAGUUGUCAGGCCUCUACUGUGGAUACGGGCCUCGUAGAUGUCUGAGAUGGGAGGGAGACUGCAGCCAACUAUCUUGGAGGCCGUAUGGACAAUCCUGUCUAGUCGCAUCCUCUGCUGGACAGUAGAGUUGCCAUACCAGACUGAUUGAGAACGUAAGGACGCUCUCACAGGUGGCUCGGUAGAACUGCUGCAUCCCCUUGCAGGCCACCCCAAACUUCUUUAGUUGGCGGAGGAAAAAGAGCCUCUGGUGGGCUUUUUUAAUAAUAGCAGUGAUGUUAUCUUCCCAUUUCAGAGAGGAGAAGAUUAUUGUGCCCAGAAAUUUGAAGCUGUCUACCCGUUCCUCCACCGCCGCAUUGAUGGACAGAGGUGGGGUCUCCUUCCUCUGUCUCCGGAAGUCCACCACUAGCUCCUUAGUUUUUACAAUAUUUAGCUCUACACUGUAAAAACAAAAACGUAAAAAUUGUUGGUCUCAUUAUGAUUUCUGAGUAAAAUGAAUAUAAAAAAUUAAGUAUUCAUGUCAACUGUGCAAUGCAAUUUAGUCCAACCAACAAUGUUGAGUUUUGGGUCAAGAGUUGGGCUCAGUGUAGUAUCUUUGUUAGCAAGACACACGGGUUUAAGUCAGACUCUGUCUGAGGCUGGGCCAACUACGGUGCACAUGCGCAUUUCGACACUUUGGAAAAUACAGGGUUUGGCGACUCCUACCCCCCGGGGAGUCUGGGUAUUCGUGAUGCCGGUUGGGAAAAAGGGGUUUAUUGCCUUUUGUCAAUUUGUUUCUAUUAGGUUAAGUGGGGUUAACGGGUUUGGGGUCUUUAUUGUUUGUGCGUAGUGUUGCCGCCACCGUUACCGAGACUUGCAUGUCCGUUGGUUGGGUGUGCGGUGCGCUGUGUGUUGUGGUUGUGUGUUAAAUAAAGGCAGCUCUCGGGAUCGUGCGGUGUAUGAGGCACGAGAGUUGCGUCACCGUUUAACCUGGGCUCCCGUCUCGUGCAGAACAAGUUUGACCAUAAUAUCAAACUUGUUCUGCACUUUGGUUUGCUGCAUUUAGACAGCGAUUCUCUGCUGCUGAACUAGCUACAUGUUGCUUGUUCUAUUGCUGUCUGGCAUUCAGAAAUGUAAAAUGGAAGUUUCCAAUUAUUAAUUUUAAUAAAGUGAACUUAAAACUUG
Gadus macrocephalus (Pacific cod) is the source of this 6389-nucleotide messenger RNA. RefSeq lists its product as uncharacterized. The transcript is spliced from 24 exons. Bases 162 to 4547 code for a protein of 1461 amino acids. Lineage: Eukaryota; Metazoa; Chordata; Actinopteri; Gadiformes; Gadidae. Gene Ontology annotation, biological process: regulation of apoptotic process; proteolysis; signal transduction. Gene Ontology annotation, molecular function: cysteine-type endopeptidase activity; protein binding. The record is from RefSeq and is a predicted model, not a curated record.